Messenger RNA from Cydia splendana, 1237 nucleotides. RefSeq lists its product as uncharacterized. The coding region runs from base 3 to 1172 and encodes 389 amino acids. The record is from RefSeq and is a predicted model, not a curated record. The transcript is spliced from 3 exons. NCBI's taxonomy places the organism in Eukaryota, Metazoa, Arthropoda, Insecta, Lepidoptera, Tortricidae.
CAAUGGACGAAGCAAAACAAACGUUACUGGACUUGCUCGAGAAGAUAGCUAAGGAACAAAAAUAUGUGAACGACACGGUAGACCUUAAAGAGGUCAGUGCUGGAGGCUCUAACAUAACCUCUGCGCUGUUCCUCUCGACUAUCCGUGCCGACGACAAACCAGACUUGAAACUCUUCGCUAAAGUCGCUCUAUUAAAUGAGCACGUACGUAAGAUUUCUCCUAUAAAAUGCCCGUUUACUACUGAACUUUACUUCUACACUAAACUAAAGAAGCAAUAUGAAAGGAUAGAAGAUAAACACAACGUUAUUGAGGAUCACAGAGUGCGCAUGCCGAAGCUGUACGGCUGCUGCGACGAGUAUCUAAGUGAGACCUUAGUUCUGGAAGAUUUGGUUGCUCAGGGGUUUGAGAAUUUCGACAGACACCAACCUGGCGACCUGGAAUACGUGACAGCCGCAAUCGAUCUGAUGGCCAAGUUCCACGCUUUAUCCCUAGCCUUUCACGAUGACGAUCCGGUUAGCUUUAAAGGGGCAAGCGACACGCUGGCGAUUGACACAUCUAUAAUGGAAGCGAUGAUACCGAUCAUAAAGCCUAAAAUGACGGCUAAUGCGCUCGCAGCGGCUCAGGGCGAGAACCGAGAGAAGCUGGAGAAGUUUUUCAAACAGGAACCGUGUCAGCUUCAGAAGUUUACGGAUACGUUCCGCAGCAAAAAUAGGAAUAUACUCGUGCACGGUGACUUUAAACCAAAUAAUCUGAUGCAUAGGCGACGAAACGGCAAACUGGAAAUCGUCUUAAUGGACUUCCAGUUGGUAUUCGACGGGGAUCCGUUGCGGGACCUGUUGUACUUCAUCUUCACUGCUACCGACGAAGCCUUCCGUCGGUCGCACUAUCACACCAUGCUGGACCUGUACCACGAGCGCCUGAGCGAGGCGCUGCGGCGGUUUCAGAUUGAUGUUGAGACUGUCUAUCCGGAGAGCACGUACAGAGCGCAGAUAGAAGAGUAUUCCAUGGUGGGGCUCACUAUCGCCGUGACUGUGUUACCUUUGGUGCUAAUGGAAGAGGAGGAUGUUCCGAAAUUCGACGAUGUGACUGACUUCGCAGUCCAAGGCAGCAAGCUCUACAAUGAGAGGCUUAACGGCGUUAUCAACAAUUAUGUGGAGUGGGGACUGCUGUGAGCUGUGAGCAUCCCAGCCUUCAUUGGUGAACAGCGAGCUGUAUAAUUGCAUGCAAUUGAAUGAAU